UGCCCUUUGAGGUGGCAAUCUCGUGCUGGUGCUGAUUCCAGUCAGUUAAAACGACACUAGUAACACACUUGUAAAUAUUUCUUCUUUGAAAGGAGGAUUAGGGCAAUGUCUUAGCCCAGCAGACUGUGUAACGAAGAUAUUUGCCUUCAUUCCCCUUGGUACCCUCCAGCUCGGGUAUCUGCAACCACCUCGCUCGAGGUGCUGAGAAGAACUGCACUGGGGCCGGAAGUGAGGAACGGGAAGUGAGGAAGCGGAAGUGGGGACGGGCCUGGGCCCUUGGGCCUGGCUGGCGUAGGUGGAAAAUCCUCGGGAGAGGUUUAUCCCUGAGCAGUGGCCAGACCUUCCUCUAAGCAUUCUUGGCCAGAGCUUAUUUCCUUCCGAGUCAAAGUCAUGUGUGUAGGCAGAACCUGUACAAACACAGGAGCUGUUCUUUCCUCAUAGUUCCACCCUAAAUGCAUCUUUCCAGAGAUGGCGCUGGGGACUCAGCCUCUUAGAAGCUAUUGUCAUUAUUGUCCCAAGUCUUUGGAUAAGACUCUUGCUGUGUCUCCCAGACUAGAGUAGAGUACAGUGGCGUAAUCUCAGCUCACUGCAACCUCUGCCUCCCAGGUUCAAGCAAUUUUCAUGCCUCUGCCUCCCAAGUAGCUGGGAUUACAGGAAAUUGAUGCUUUAUCAACAUAGAGAUUAACUAUUGGUAUUUGGAGUACCAGAACUGGGGUCCUGUCAAGCGUUUUAUAAACCAGUGACAUAAACUGCUAUUCAUUGUUUUCAUCCUCCAUCUCACCUUGGAACUUGUAUUACUUAUGGCAUUCAGGAGGCAAGUGAAAAACUUUGUGAAAAAUUACUCUGAUGCUGAAAUAAAAGUCAGGGAAGCAACUUCUAACGACCCUUGGGGUCCCUCUAGUUCUCUGAUGUCAGAUAUCAGUGACUUGACUUUCAACACAAUUUCUCUCUCAGAGAUUAUGAAUAUGCUGUGGCACAGACUCAGUGACCAUGGGAAGAACUGGCGCCAUGUGUAUAAAUCCCUUAUGCUAAUGGAUUAUCUCAUCAAGAAUGGAUCAAACAAAGUUAUUCAGCAUUGCAGAGAGGGGUUCUGUAACCUUCAAACACUGAAAUAUAUUCAGUACAUAGAUGAAGCUGGACAUGACCAAGGUUACUAUAUCCGGGAAAAAUCUAAGGAAGUCAUCACAUUGCUGAUGGAUGAACAGUUGCUGUGUAAAGAGAGGGAAGUGGCUUGUCGGAUCAGGCAGCGUACCUCCUACUCUAUGUUGUUUUCUCAAAGAGUAUUUGGUUCAAGUAGCUCACUGAUAGCACGUGCUUCUGCCCCCACACCAGAUAUUUCUGCUUCAGAGAAGAAGUAUAAGCUUCCUAAGUUUGGAAGGCUACAUAAUAAAAAAAACGUGUGCAAGGCAGGAUUGAAACGAGAGUAUUGCCCAGAUAUUCAUUAUCCUACAGAAACUAUGUUGUCCCAGGAAACACUUCGACUCAAGAUUGAGGGUUGGAAAUCAACAGAGGACCUGAUACUGUUUUCUGAUGAUGAGCCAAAGCAGCUUAUACCAGCAGCACCUCCUUCCAUUGUCUCUCCAGUCACGUGCUUGUCAGAAGCAGCAGCAGUUUGUACCCUUUCAGGUGCAGAUGCUGUGCCUACUGUCUCAGGAAAUAGUCCAUCUCUGCAGACAGAUGUGAGUUUGGACAAGAGAUCAGAUGGUACCCUUACAAAUACUGUAACAGAAAACCUCUUGGAAACACCUUUAGAAAAGCAAUCAGCUGCAGAAGAUCUUAAAACAUUGACAAUUUUACCAGCACAUUGGUCGUCAAGUAAAGAGGAGUUUAUCAGCCCCAACUUAAGGAUAUCAAAGUCAGAUUCUACUUUCCAUAACCAGGCCUCUGUAGAAACACUCUGUCUCUCUCCUUCAUUCAAGAUAUUUGACCCAGUGAAGGAGAAUGUAAUCAACAUGGCCUAUCAGAAACCAGUACAAGCCAGUAUUACUCAGAUGGAUGAUAAAAUUUUCAAGACAACCACACAGGCCAUGCCAUCUCCUGAUUUAGCCUCUCCAGAGAAGUCAGCUCAUCUCUCAUCCCCGAUUCUGGCCAGACCUUCCUUCUGGACUUUGUCGCAUCAACAGAUGUCUUCUACCUCCUUUAAAGAUAAGGAUAAGUCAGCCAAGCUGCAUCCCUCCUUUGCUUCUAGGGGCCCAGUGUCUUCUGAGGCAGAGGAAAAUGACAACCUCAAUCUACUGGGAAUUCGUCCAAACAACUCUGAUUUGGCUAAAAACAAUAUAAGUCCUAUUUCUAGUAGUCACCAGGGAGAGUUUUCCACCCCAAAUGCAGACCGUAUUUCUAGUAGUAACUGGGGAGGCUUUUCUACCAGGAGUGUAGACCGUAUUUCUAGUAGUAAUUGGGGAGGGUUUUCUACCAGGAGUGUAGACCGUAUUUCUAGUAGUAACUGGGGAGGCUUUUCUACCAGUGGGGUAGACCGUAUUUCUAGUAGUCACUGGGGAGAGUUUUCCACCCAAAAUGUAGACCAGUUCAUCGCUCUGUCCUGUUGUGAUUUUCAGUCAACCAAAGACUUCUCCAGGGAACUUGAAGCAAAGAAUUCCAUUAGUGUUCUUCUAAGGGAGAUAAAAAGUGCUUUAGCUAGAUUACAUGAAGAUCUGAGCACAGUGAUCCAAGAACUUAGUGUCAUCAAUAGUCAUCUGAUGAGCAUGAGUUUGAAUAGUUCACAAAUGAGCCAGUCUUCACAGGUCCCCCAGUCUUCUGAGGGGAGCGCAGAUCAAAUCUAAUUGUUGCAGUAUCUCUUUUUGAUGGAGCUCAUGUGGUUCCACUUCCCCAAGACUUAAGUUAACAUUGUAUACAUUCGUAUUACUAUGGCAAAAAGGGGGAUGGUUUAAUUUUUCCUUUUCAGGUUUAUUAACAAGUAUCUUUCAGACCAAUAAUUUCAUUUGGGUGGUUUAUUUUUUAAAAGGGAAAGAUGUCACCUUUAAUAAUUUCAGAUUUAGAUAUUAGUUCAUUUGAAACAUAAGAGAAUUUCAUUCUUUCAUGCUCUGUACCUUAAUUGGGUUAAGCAUUAGUGAAAAUUGUGGUAAGACCUCAAACUGUAAAUGACUAUUCAGGAGCGUUUGGCUAAGGAGACAGGAAGAAGCUCUUUAUCUUUCAACUGUAUGGAGCUUGUUAAGCCUCCGAGGUGACCCAGGAGAAUAGAGUUUGGGAUAUACAUUUCACAUGUUCUUUUGCAAGUUUUAGCUUCUGCAAACCAAGGGCCAGAAAUCUUUUUCUUCCAGAUGCCAGUGUUGGGAGUUAAAUGGAAAGAAGCAGGACAUAAAACAAGUGUUUUUAUUAUCAAUGUAUAUUGCAAAGUGAAUUCAAAUGCAUACUUCUUAUUCUAUUUCAGAAAAUAAAUUUGAUAUUUUUCA
Callithrix jacchus (white-tufted-ear marmoset) is the source of this 3410-nucleotide messenger RNA. It is a transcript of the gene ENTHD1, whose product is annotated as ENTH domain containing 1. Gene Ontology annotation, cellular component: plasma membrane; endosome; clathrin vesicle coat. Gene Ontology annotation, biological process: endocytosis. NCBI's taxonomy places the organism in Eukaryota, Metazoa, Chordata, Mammalia, Primates, Cebidae. Gene Ontology annotation, molecular function: clathrin binding; phospholipid binding. The record is from RefSeq and is a predicted model, not a curated record.